Messenger RNA from Eimeria mitis, 612 nucleotides. RefSeq lists its product as uncharacterized. Gene Ontology annotation, molecular function: ice binding. Bases 1 to 612 code for a protein of 203 amino acids. The transcript has 3 exons. The record is from RefSeq and is a predicted model, not a curated record. NCBI's taxonomy places the organism in Eukaryota, Apicomplexa, Conoidasida, Eucoccidiorida, Eimeriidae.
AUGAUGAAGUUUCUCUUGAAGGUCUAUACAGGACUGCAGCCGGCGAGGGUAGAAGAGACACAAGUGACCCAGCAGCAGCAACAGCAACAGCAGCAGCAACAGCAGCAGCCACAGGGACUACACCAGCAUCCGCAGCAGCAGCAGCAGCAGCAGCAGCAGCAGCAGCAGCAGCAGGAAAAGCUUACCGAGGCACCAGCAGCAGCAAUAGCAGCAGCAGCAGCAGCAACAGCAGCAGCAGCACCAACAGCAACAGCAGCAGCAAUAGCAGCAGCAGCAACAGAAGCAGCAGCAACGGCAGCAGCAGCGACAGAAGCAGCAGCAACAGAAGCAGCAGCAACAGCAACAGCAACAGCAGCAGCAGCAGCAACAGCAGCAGCAGCAAAAGAGGAGACAGAAGAAAUACAACUGUGCAUGCAACAAUAUAUAAAGAAACUCGGGGGAAGAUAUAAAGAAAAGGAGACAGAAACAGAAAAGGAGACAGAGAGACAGAGACAGGCAAAAAGAGACAAAGAAAAGGAGACAAACAAACACAAUGAAGGAGACAAACAAAAGGAGACAGAAGACAACGGGAGACAAAAGAAGAAAACAAAAAAAAAGAAAAAAAAGGAAUAG